GCUGUGUCACAGGGCAGCUUAACAUCUCUGACAAGACUACUGACUUUGGAGGAAAGAUACUUCCUGACUUCGGGGUCACUUGACACUGGAAAUAGCUUCUCCCAGGCAAUGCCCAGCUCAAGCCCUCUGGUAGAUUAUGAACAUUCUUCUUAAGGAUCCAGGACCUCAUCUUUUAACAAUGUUCUCCUACUGCUUAUACUCUUAUUUUGACAUGUUUUGUUUAUAUUCAUGUGUCAUGAAGUCUUGUUCCUUUUUCAAAAUCGUCAACUUGUGAUUUGACAUAUUACUUCUGCAUUUACAUUUAUUUAUUUGCCAGAAAUGUUUAUGCAAAGUUGCUUAUAAAUGUGGAACUACAAGCAAAGCGAUAUAUCAAGCAGAAGACAAUACAGUACAAGUAGUGCUACCCUACAAGGUUUUUAAAAUGAGUGUUCACGGAAAAGGUGAGUCUUUAGUCGUGUUUUGAAGAUGAUGACAGUUUCUGCUGCUUGUAUUGAGGUUGGAAGUAAAUUUUCCCCCACUGAUGGACAGUAAGUUUGAAGGACCUCAUACCUUGCUUACCAGACAUUACCAGGUGCCGGUCGUUAACUGAUUGCAGGUCCUGGGAGUGAACAUAAACCUGGAGUGUCGAGGUUGGAGAGUGUUGGAGGUAGGGGGUGCUGCUGUUCCAGACAAGACAUGAGCAUCAAGACCUUGAAUUUCCUGUGGGCAGCUAUAGGAAGCCAGAGGACAGAGACAAAAAGGGGGUGUGACUUGGGUCAUUUCGGGAGGAUUGAAAACAAGGCAUGGGGCUGCAUUUGGAAUCAUCUGUAGAGGUUUGAUGGAGCUGGAGGGAGGCCCAGGUCCUCUGACCAGCGGCUCUCAGGAAGGGACAGCAGGUGGCUCUCAAGGUUGAGUCUGUCCGAGGGACACUAGGUGCCAGGCAGGGACACACACUGAAUGGGAAACCAAUGCAAGACAUCAUACCGAAAAUAUCCGAUAUACAUGCCUCUGUUAACCAAGUCACAAAAAUAAGCGAAGUUGUAUUUGUAAUUCAGAGUCAAAAGAACUCGUACCACGUUGAGAGGGCAGAGCGAAGGAGAGCACACCUUUUUGCCCAAGAGCAGAGCUUGCCAGCUGUAGUGCUUCUCCAUGAGUUGUCAGAAUAUGAUGGAAACUGGGGGAUUCUUCCUGCACUGCCUCAUCUGGCUGAACGUUACUGCCAGAAAUCUUUGUGGAUUUUUUUCCUGGAGGAGGAGACCAUUGUCAGUUUACGCAGACUGUUGCAGGUGCUCAACAGAUUUAACCCUUGGAAAGAGUGGUUUUUGGGAAGAGCUCUUUAUGAUGCUAGUGCGACAAUUAUUCACCACUAUGCCUUCUCAGAAGAGCUGACUGCUUUCAGCUACCCUGACUUUGCUGCUGGCUGGGCCCUUAGCUGCUCUCUGGUUAAAAGAUUAGCUGAUUACAUGAAGCAUGAGCCACCCAAAUCAGAUUUCACCAUCGACCUUAAGCAUGAGAUUGCCCUGUAUAUUUGGGAGGAGGGAAGAGGACCUGCUUUAACUGCUGUGCAUGAGUUCUGCUCUGAACUUCACGGCUCACCGAACACUGAGCAUUGUGCUACCACUGUCAACUCUUACUUGCCGAGCUGUGGUACCUUAGUGAAGAGGGAGGACCUUUUUGUAGCAGUGAAGACUUGUCAAAAAUUCCACCAAGAUAGAGUGCCUGUAGUGAAGGAAACCUGGGCAAAAGACGCUGCACUGUUAGAAUUUUAUAGUGAUAUUGCUGAUUCAGCCAUCCCCACCAUUUACCUGGGAGUCCCCAACACGGAGAGUGGGCACUGUGCAAAGACGUUUGCAAUUUUAAGGAGGUUUCUCAGUGGAGAAGUGACACAGGCACCAUGGCUACUCCUAGUAGACGAUGACACAUUGAUAAGUCUGCCCAGACUCCGGCGACACCUGCGCUGUUACGACCCUAAUGAAGCUGUGAUUAUCGGUGAGCGCUAUGGCUAUACCCUCACUAAGAGGGGCUACAGCUAUAUCACCGGUGGUGGAGGUAUGGUGUUCAGUAGAGUGGCAGUGUUGAAAAUCCUCUCCAGCGGUUGUAGCUGUUACAGGGAAGAUGCUCCAGAUGACAUGGUAUUAGGAAUGUGCCUUAACACUCUGGGGUUUUCGGUUACACACAGUCCACAGUUUCACCAGGCACGUCCAGAUGAUUAUCCGAAAGAGCUGCUGCUCCGUCAGAGCCCCAUCUCCUUCCACAAACACUGGAACAUCAACCCUGUGGCAGUGUACCAGCAGUGGCUGAUGGACUCUGAGGAUCUGCUCCAGCAGAACCUUAGCAGAGAUAACAGAGAGGAGCUCUAAACCAGGAGCUCUCUUUCCUGUUGUAAGCAUAUAUAAUUUAGGGAAAUUAGUUUUUAUUUUAUUGAAGUUUUUUUUUUUUUAUUUGCAUUGCAUUUUUUGUUAACACUUGGCUAUAUAUUUAAUAUUUGCAUUUUUAAUAUUUGCAAAAGUAAUUUGGCAAAUGGUUUUAUUCAGAGUGACUGACUAGUGAAGACUUGCAGAGCCAAGCAGUGGCUCUCUGACAGGUCUGGGAUUUUAAAUUAUAACCACAAGCUUAAAAAUAUUCCUUAUAUAUUUAUUGGAACAGUGUUUCUUAGAACAAAAAUUCUUCAGGAGCAGAAUUGAAAAACUGUAAUUUUCUACAUUUGAUUUAUUUAUUUGUUAAUAAUUAAUUUAAGUGUUUUUGAUUUACUGUACUUGAAACGUGAAAGAUUUCAUGGUUGGCAAUUCUCUACAGAUAUUAUGAAAUCUCUUGUUUUAUCUUUGCCAAAAACUCUCUGUGGUUGAAUUUAAAGGUCAGAACUCUUGACAUUUGUAUGAUAUCUAGUAUUGAGUCAGUGAAUUAAUUUCUCCUCCAGCUGUAGACCUCCAGGACUUCAUCAGCUGUCUCCUCAAUGUCCCCAUGCUGGGGAGUCGCUAGGUUAGAAGGGUUUAAACUGAAACUGAGAAAAAACUUUACUGCAGUUCGUUAAUCCUGUUUCUCGCCAUAACAGCUGGUAAAUAGUAGAAUAUUACUGAACACAUCAUUUGACAUGUGGGAUUGUUAAAUAUGGAAUUGUAAUGACUUUGUUGACUUUUAUUCAUUUUACAAUGAUUAAUUUAUCACUUUAUGAUCAUCAUGUACAAUGUUAUUUAACACAUAUACAAUCAGCUGAAUCAGCAUUAUGUUAACCAGAUGUGAAUAAGCAGUUAUCAUAAAAUAUUUUAUGGGAGGUAAAAAAAACCCUGAAAUCUUGUGGUUUCAUACUGUAGUUAACCACAGAGUUCAAUUUCUUUUGCUUAAUUCUUUUGAAUAAAUCUCUGUUCAAAAACACUAGAAUGUCAUCUAACCUUAAUCUUGGGAAACAUCUACCAUCUAUCAACUUUUUUUCAGUUGUUGUUGUCCUUUUACUGCCCUUCCUGACGCAACCCCUCCCAAUUUAUCCAGGUUUGGGACUGGCACUGAGAGUUAACCCCUCAGUGGCUGGGUUGGUUCCCUGCCCAGGAACCCUGGGCAAUGGUUGGUGUUAUUAUUUAAUUAAAGACUUUUUUCCUUUUAAUUGUGUCGUACAGACAGUUUUAAAAAUUGUUCUCACACCAUGUGAGCUGAGAUGGAUGCGUAUUUUCAACAGUUUAUUAAUCCAAAGUUACCACCAGUUACAAAAUCAAGAGCCAGAAGAGCGUUUGGCAAUGUCGAAAAAUGAGAAUGCAACAAAAAAAUAACAGGAUAUUAAUACACAGACAAAAGGUAACAUUUAAAAUUGAACAUUGUUGUAACUUUCCUAUUUAGUGUUUUCAGCCAGAAGACAAGGUGCAAAGAUCAACAUUACACGCUAGAGGUGCAGUUUGCACUGUGAACAUGUGAUUUUGAAUAGUGUGACAAAGACCUUUACAUGUAAAUAUAGACAACAAACUGUCUUAACCCUCCUGCCUGAAACACACCUGUGACAUUUUACAUUAUUUGGCAACAAAUGUAAAUAUACGGGAUUGGUUCAUCCCUGUGGCAUAUAUCCUAUGCUAUUAUCCCUAGUUUGGUCAUUUGCCAAUUCCUACCCAUUAGCCUGUACAUAUACUUAAUUAGAUUUUUUUCUUGUAAAGAAGCUAUAUUUCAGUACUCAAUCUGUCCUCCAUUUGAGAGUUGUUAAAUUAA
This is a messenger RNA of Hemibagrus wyckioides, 4167 nucleotides long. It is a transcript of the gene b3glctb, whose product is annotated as beta 3-glucosyltransferase b. Gene Ontology annotation, molecular function: acetylglucosaminyltransferase activity. The record is from RefSeq and is a predicted model, not a curated record. The transcript is spliced from 16 exons. Gene Ontology annotation, cellular component: membrane. Lineage: Eukaryota; Metazoa; Chordata; Actinopteri; Siluriformes; Bagridae. Bases 948 to 2339 code for a protein of 463 amino acids.